AUGGCCCCGCGCGGUGCGCCCGCCCCGGCCUGGGUCAGCGCCAGGAACCCUAAGGGAGAGGCCGUCCCUAGUUGGGCCUCUCGGGCAAGCAGCAGGUCAGCCGCUGCCCCCACCCCCCGGCUGAGUGCAGACGUGUGUCGCACACACGUGCACACUCCCAGCUGGCGUUCCCCCUACGCCACAAGGACAAGCGUGAGAAUCGCUCACCAGCGGCUUCCACAGGCAGCGGUGGACGCGCGAGCACAAGAUGCAGGAUCCAGACUCAUCCUACUUGCCAGCCUGGUGGCUGUGAUGCUGCAGGAGGAGGGCACAGCCCUGGUGCUUCCGGGCUCUGUUAGUUUCAAAGGCAAGGAUCGGACCUCCGAGCAGGACACGAAGGAGACUUGGAGGGUCAGAGCAGUGGAACCUCUGGAGAAGGACUGGCUCAUGGGGUACCUCCCGGGACAAAAAGACCCUGCUGCCAGCACCACUGAUGAGAAGCUGCCAGGUGAUGAGGCCUGGGUAAAGAUCAAGGACAACGUGGCCCCAUUCUGGAACCCUCUUGAAGGUCCUGAGCCAGAACAAGACCACCCUUAUCACCCCACAGCCGAGGAGACACAGGGUGUGGAUGGACCCUGGCCAGUGGUCCUGCUGGCUCAUCAGAUUCUCCAGGGGCCAGAGGAGGACCGUGACCAUAUAUACCACCCUCAGGAGCCUUGA
Molecule: messenger RNA, 699 nt
Organism: Elephantulus edwardii (Cape elephant shrew)
Lineage: Eukaryota; Metazoa; Chordata; Mammalia; Macroscelidea; Macroscelididae
Gene: PRAP1
Product: proline-rich acidic protein 1
Exons: 5
Coding region: 1-699 (232 amino acids)
Source: RefSeq, a predicted model, not a curated record